AAACUGAAUCAUUUUCAAACAAUACUUUGAGGUUGAGCUUUAAGGUUAUUAUUAGUUAGGAAUAGCGUGGAGUUGUGCUGUUUAGUGCAUAAAUAAGGCAUUCGACAUUUAGUAUAGAUUAAAUUUAAAUUUGAUCACAAGUUACAACUUGUUUAAAAAAUGUGAUAUUUGCUUUUAAUUAUCAGUUGAAUUUUAUCAAAAAACGUUUCAGUUUGAUAAUGGCUACAAAGGAACCUUUAGCGUACUGGCGUAGCCUUUACGAGCUCAUUUCAGGACUCAAGUCAGGUGUAAGCCACGAUUAUAUGAAAGACCAGCUGAAAGGCAUUGAAACUCAAAUUCUGGAAGGAUUAAACUAUUUCAAGAAACCCUUGCCUUGCAAUCAGGAUGAUGAAACUUUAAAAAAAUCAAAGGACUCCAAGAUGUAUAAUCUUGUAAAGAAAUUAUCUGCUAUGAUUAAAUUGGAGCAUUUGCAAACAUGGGAAGUACUAUCGAACUACUUGGUGUAUGCUUUUCGUGGGCCGGCUCAGAGUCUAAAAAAGAUCCUUAUUAGUGAGUCGAAAGUGAAUGCUGUUCUCGCCGAUAUGUUUUGCUUCUAUUGUCGAGAGCGAAUGUUCUUGCUCAAAUCAUUAACACACAUUGUCUCAAAACUGGAGAAGGAUCCGCAUAGUGACGUAUACAAGGAAUUUCUGAAUAAAUUAUCAUUCUCAAAACUUUACAGUUCUCUUUCAAAGCAACUUGAAUGUGUUAAAUUGUGCGAACCACCUGAAAUUACAAUAGCUGGCAGUAUUUGCACAUCUCCUCUUGUCACCUUCUGGAUGGAAUACAAUUUACUCGAACAAAUUCAAUUGGUGAAGUUGCUCAUUCUUGUCUAUCCUCACAUAGAACCAUCCAUGAAACAUAUCGAUGCGGCUCUUACAGCUAUUCUUAAAAGUGGAAGUGCCAAACGACCUGGGGCUUUAAGUAAGAAUGAUCCUCAUAGACAAACUCUACUGAAGGUCCUAUGGGACUUGGAAGCAUUCCACUUCAUACAGCUUCUCAGUUUGGAAAAGUUGCCAGGCGAAAACAUUUGGACGGAUGGGGAGAUAUUUUCGAAAAUGGACAGACAGCUGAAGCAAAGCUAUCGAUUCGAUGCAUCGGGCGCUCUAUUCGCGGCGUGGAUGGUGGUCACGUUCCUCAGUCCGUUCAGACCGGACGACACCACUGAACUGCUCAGUCUGGCCACCGCUGUCAAGCAACUCAAUGCCUUCGCCUAUCUCGACCAUUUUCUCAACUCACCCACUAUCAAAGACGAACCAGCAAUUUCCAAAAUAGCUCAUCAAGAAGUGCACGCUUUACUUUACCUAGCGGUUGAGAACUUUGGCGUAGAUUUUGUGCGAGAUGAGCCCAGCGUUUACGCACUGACGGCGACCCUGGUCAGGGAUGAACAUGUGGAAAAAAUGUUCUGGGAGAACAACAAUUGUGGCUUGAUCAAAUUGCUCGAGGAAGCCGAGUAUUGGUUUCCUGAGGUUUGGCAGCCUGCUACUGGUAUACUAGGGGCCCUUGCUUCCCAUGGAAAGGAUCAAUGUAUGAAGGUUCUUGCUCGUCUCAACAACAACAUGAAGUACUGUCAAAAAAAUAUGGGCCACAUAAAGGUCAAUUUGUUGCAAUCGAAUAUUUUUGAAAGUUGUGAAGAUGUACAUCCUCUGCCUCACUGUCCAGAAGUGGUCAUUCCAAAGGGCACCCGAUGCAGUACGACAACCACUUCUGAAUGUGAGAUCAUUCAUUGGGACUUUGCCGUACCAUUCUGGCAAGUCUUACACAAUGAUUUGAAGGCUCUUCAGCAACAGAUAUCCAGUCAGGCUGCUUCAGCAUCUCUAAGGGCCACAUCGUUUCAAAGUUAUUCAGAUGCGUUUUCAAUAGAUGUCAGAAAUGUUGAUUUGAAAGACAGAAUAAUUGGGCUCUUCAAAUUCUCGUCUGAAAUCUUGAAUAAAAAUAUACCUGUUUUACCGAAUGAUAUGUUGAUUGCCAUCGAAGAGGUAUUCAGCAUAAUGAACAAGAACUACGUUUGGCGCCAAGAGUCUGAACUGGACCUGCUGGUCUCAUGCAUGGACAUGUCGAGCUGCCUGCUUGGGCUGUUCAGCACUGAGAUGCUCAACAUAUUGCAGUCGCUCAACUCGCUGCCUGAGGUCGACCACGUGGUCAUGACGCAUGCGCAGUGUGUGCAGGGCGCCUACUACCGUGGCAGUCAAGUCAAAUCCAUCCUCGAGUUGGUCGAAAUCAACAAUGGCCGAUUUCCGUUCCUAAUCUCGUAUCUGCAGUUCGUGCAUAAACUGUUUGAAGUGGAAGAAACGAGGGUGAGCUGGCUGUCGCUGGCCGGACUGAUGUUCGUGCUGCGCGACGUGCUGCCACACUACCAGUCGUGGUACUUUGCGGACGAGAGCGAGCGCGUCGAGGUCGGCUGGCUGUGUCUGCAGACGCUGCACAUGAGCCUGAACGGAUCCAAGCAGCAGCUGUCACCCCCCGAAACAUCCCUGCCUCGCGACCCCUGCGACCCCGACACCCCCGCCCCCGUCCCCAGUGCCGGCCCCACCUUCAACCUCAUCGCCAACACCUGUCUCUACAGCCUGCUCAACAAGGAUGCCGGCAUCGCGCUCAUACGAAUCGUCGCUUUAGGCGAACAAAAAUUGUUUGAUAUGGUGGAGAAAUUUCCGUCUUGGAACAAUGGCAAAAGUGCUUUGCUGAUAAGUACGGUUCAUUAUGCACUGUCGGUUCUGAAUAGAAUCAUCCUAUACAAAGAUGUUCAACAGGAUCCUAGUAAACUAUCGCCAACUGAAGAAGAAAUAUAUAAAGAGCCCAAGGACACAGACAGGUUUCAUUGUGUUUUGAAUGUGGCAAGCUAUAUCCACCAUAGCUUCAAUCCAAAACUGCGCUAUCUCGCCUGCAGACUACUCACAAGAUUUGCUGAUAAUACAAGACUCUCUCUAAUGCUGUGUACUGGUUUGGAGCCUUACACUAUUCGUGACAUGUUCCUUCAGCCGCUCUGCUCGGAAUAUGAAUCUGUUCAACUGAAGGUUGCAAUUCUUGAAUUCAUAACAAAGUGCAUUCAUCGGCAAGCCAGUCUUGCUGAAGCCUUCCUGAAUGUAGUUGAGCUGAAGGAAUGCAUCUCAUCGGGAAAAGACCAACAAGGCUCUAGUAGUGGAGUACUCACGUUUUCCUUAUGCAUCAUCUGUGGUGCAAGCGACUUUUUAGGAGAUGCAGUGUAUCAUGCUACAAUUGAUGUUGUGCAUGCACUGUGGUUGGAGCAGUGCUCAGUGGUGCUGUCCUAUCUGAGACAAAGAAAAGGCUUCUGGGAAAGCCUUUGUAAGCCUCUGUUCGAAGAAGAACCUCGGUAAGUUGGAAAAUACACAUUUAAAAUAUCAUAAUCUAGUUUUAACGUAAUUUAUUUUUUGCAUUUUUUACAGUACUCAAAAAUUACUGCUUGAAUCUGAUUGUUACGUAGA
This is a messenger RNA of Nilaparvata lugens (brown planthopper), 3479 nucleotides long. RefSeq names its product nucleoporin Nup188 (gene Nup188). Gene Ontology annotation, biological process: RNA export from nucleus; protein import into nucleus. The record is from RefSeq and is a predicted model, not a curated record. Bases 219 to 3371 code for a protein of 1050 amino acids. Gene Ontology annotation, molecular function: structural constituent of nuclear pore. Lineage: Eukaryota; Metazoa; Arthropoda; Insecta; Hemiptera; Delphacidae. Gene Ontology annotation, cellular component: nuclear pore inner ring. The transcript has 16 exons.